GAGCUUUAGAGCGUGACACCCAACGGAAGUAAACAGUAGCAGCUAGCAGCAUUAGCUGGCUGUGUGUAAUGAAUGAAGUGAAGACGGUACUGAGUCACAGCGCAGCUCAUUAUUGAACGAGUAAUUAAAGAAGAAUGAGUUCAGUUGAGAGUUUGAGAGAGUUUGUCAACGAGCGACUAACUGCUGCUGCUGAAGAAAUAUUCAGAGUUUUUAAAACAACUAUCGUCCAGUACGAGGAAGAGAUCGAUCGGCAGCGCGUCAUGCUGGAUAUCUGCUGGAAACCCCAAGUAAAGUUACACAGGAUAGAGCUCCCACAGCAACAUGUCUGUAAGGAGGAGGAGGUUCUGGCUGACCAGCAGCUCUGUAACCAGGAGAGGAACUCCAGUCUGGACCAAGAGGACCCAGAGCCUCCAGAGAUUAAAGAGGAACAGGAGGAACUCUGCACCAGUCAGGAGGGAGAGCAGCUUGUACUGAAGGUGGAGACGGAUACCGUCAUGUUGACUCAAGCUUAUGAGGAAAGUGGCCACAGUGAAGCAGAACCAACAAGUGACCACCAGCUCCUCUCUAACAACUCUCAUGUAGCUGAGAGCCGAGACCAGAAAGGAGGAAAACCUGGAGACUCAGGAUCAACUGGAGAUGGAGGGCCGAAGAAAAAGAAAAGACAUCGCGGAAAAAAAAAAAACUCUACCUCAUCAGACAUUCAACAUAACACUCACCCAGGUGAAAAGUCUUUCAACUGUGACACAUGUGGAAAGACUUUAAAGUUCAAGUCCCUAUUGAAGUCACACCUAAGAACCCACACAGAUCCCCUCUCCUUGUCCGUGUGGGUUCCUCCUCCUCCUUCGCCAUACCCCUGCUGGAUUUGUUAGCCUCUGCUGAAUGACCUCCCGCACAAGACUGUUACUUUGCCUCACUCUGUGUCGAGUCCUGCUUUUGAGUUCACACCACUGUUCUUGCCCAGUCGUGAUAAUAGUUUAAAGUUUAAUCAACAAAUUAUUGUUGAACUUUUGUUUUAUUUUGGUGUGACAGUAUAAUGGACCAUAUUCUGUUUAACAACCUGCCAUAAACAAGGUUUUUGAUGUGCAAAAGUCAUAUUCUGAAACUGAUAAGUCAACUGUGUCAUGAUGUUACUCUUUUUUAGUUAAGUCAGAAGUAUCUUUAGAGUUGUCCAUUUUGAUUCCAGUUUUAUGAAGUUUAUAUCAUCUUGGGCAGUGUUUCAUAUCAGUACUGUAAUAUGUGUAUGAAGGACUGAGAGGGUUAAAAGCUCUGAAUUUGGGAGUUCCUUAUUUAACAGUAUCACUGGAUUCAUACAAAGGAUAAUGAACAAUGGAAAUGUUACUUUUCACACUAUUUGUUUGAUUAUUGUGUGUUUUUUAAUUUCUUAUUGUACCAUAUUUGUCAUUGAAGGUUUAAAGUUACACUUUGGAUUUUA
Molecule: messenger RNA, 1432 nt
Organism: Acanthopagrus latus (yellowfin seabream)
Lineage: Eukaryota; Metazoa; Chordata; Actinopteri; Spariformes; Sparidae
Product: zinc finger protein 782-like
Exons: 3
Coding region: 135-869 (244 amino acids)
Source: RefSeq, a predicted model, not a curated record